GAACUCUAUUGGUGCUUGUCGAUCUGAAACACGUGUGACCUCCUCGGUAUGUCUCCCUCUCGGUAACUGGGCUGGAUUUGCAAUGUUUCCGAUUUAACGGUGUCGUAUGCAACUAGCCUCAUGUCUAAGAAUACAGCGUCUGUCUGUGCAGAUGAAGAGCCUAGUAAUUUGGAGACACAGUCGAAAUUGUUGCAAAAAGCUGCAAAAAAGUCUAAAAAGCGACCUAAACCGGAAACUGAUGACCCAAAUGUGCCACGACCCAAAUCUAAGAAACACAAAAAGCAGCGUCCCGAAUCUUGUCAUACUUCAUGCCCUCAACCCGUUUGUACUGGUGUCUCAUCUGAUGUUGGUCGCACGCCCGGUGAGAAUGCACCAGAGCUCAAAAAGAAGAAGAGCAUAAGAGCCGAUGCCAAACAAGUUGACUCAAACAAAGGAACGGAGAUUCAACAGUCUGUUAAACAACGAUUAGAACAUAAAAGCAAACGUGUAAGUCACCAUCAGAGUCGACUCGAAGCCGAUACGAUUACAGCCGCAACUUGUUCUGCACAUGAAGGACCUGGACUCCAUGCCCCAGAUGGAUUUGAUUUGCGGGAAAGUACCAUGAUCCCGAUUUCUCCUGAAUUGCAGCCGAUCUCAACUUACCAGAGUCCGGAGCCUGAAAUAUCACCACAAUUAUCUGUGCGAUCCCGUUGCUCAUCAGGCACUUCUCACUCAUCCUACAGUCGUUCUUCUCCACGCCAUUCAUCUGCAAGGCGACAACAUCAUGAACCGGAAUCAGGUCGACCGUUCCGUUCUCGUAGAAUGGAAGACCCUCGGCCGCGUUUUACUUAUCGAGCAUAUGCUGGAUAUCGACGUAUCAGCCAUGGUCGAGAUAGUAGUCCCGAAGAAUGGUCCGCUGAAGAUUUUAAUUCGCGCCACAGACGUGGUCGUAGUCGUGGCUCUCCUAGGUCUGGACAUGGAACUAUACCUCAUUCCUAUGGGUACCGAUAUCCAGAUAGUCGUCAGCGCUACGAUUCAUCCCCUCGUUCCUCCGGACAGAGAAGGCAUGAAUCAAGACGAUCACGUAGUCGAAGCCCAUCUAGCAAGCGUGAUAGACAUCACUAUGAGCUAUCAGAUCGCUCUCAUCCCAGAACACGGCAUUACCCACAGAGGUUGUCUCCCAAUGGUUAUUCAAGGCACAGGCCUAUUGCUAGACGUAGGAGCUCCCGUGAACCUGCUUACGAUGGGUCAAGUCAAUAUAAACCUUCCAGAGAUGAUCCUUCGCGCUCAUCAGGAACAAAGCGCGCAGUGGAUGAUGACAAAUACCAUUCCUACAAGCAACCAUCUAGGCGGACCGGUUUGACUUCCGAGGAAGAACGACACAAGCACGAUGUAGAGCAGUCGCGAUCCAAAUCUCCUGCCAAGGAGUCCAAAGAUGACAAACUUAGAGGUCGAUCCGUUAGUGAUCCGGAACGCGAGCACCCUGGUGCACGCCGCUCACCUGUUCGGACCACGGAUAACAAACGCCACAAAUCACCUAGUUCCCGCUCCCCCCGUACUGUCUCUGGCGACAAAGUUCGCAAACCGAAAAUCUCCGCUAAGGUUUCUGCGGUGCUCGAUUUGUUGGGUGAAGUAACCGUCGAGGCUGUAUCAGACACCGAGCUAGAGUCUAUACUACCUCCCGAAAUUCUCUCCGUCGGCAUAAUGAAUCACACAGUGACGCUGAGCAGUGUAAUCUCUAGCGUUGAGACGAGACCGAUUACAUCUGAGGAUCAAAAUAUGGCCGCUUACCAAGGACUUGUGUCCGCACCUGAACCCGAGGCGAAACAUGUGAAUACCCCCGAUGCCUUGGAUAAAUUAACUUCACGAAUACGGCAAAAACUGAGUGAACCCGAACCGUGGGAUUCUGCCGAGUUGUCUUCUGUGGACGGAGACGAGGUCGACACGGAACAUGCUCCGGAGGAGGACGCUCCAGCUCUUGAGCAUUCCCUAGUAAACAUUGCUGCAAUAAACAAAAACCAUUCCUCACUUUCACAGCAAGCGAUCGCCAGCUUGUCCACUCAGUGGCAAGAAUUAAUUGAGUCGGCGGAGAAAAACCUCACUUCGGUUGGCACUGAGACCGAUUUUGUGAGUCCUUCUGUGCGCGUGACUGACAUCCUGAAACCAAUCCAACCGGAUUUGCAACUCGUGAGUUUCCUUCUUUUGCUGUGUACUGUCACAUUUCCCUCAUUUUUGUGA
Molecule: messenger RNA, 2217 nt
Organism: Dicrocoelium dendriticum
Lineage: Eukaryota; Metazoa; Platyhelminthes; Trematoda; Plagiorchiida; Dicrocoeliidae
Source: the annotation of a GenBank genome assembly